Molecule: messenger RNA, 1880 nt
Organism: Solanum dulcamara
Lineage: Eukaryota; Viridiplantae; Streptophyta; Magnoliopsida; Solanales; Solanaceae
Product: GDSL esterase/lipase At1g29670-like
Exons: 5
Coding region: 1-1086 (361 amino acids)
Molecular function (GO): hydrolase activity, acting on ester bonds
Source: RefSeq, a predicted model, not a curated record
AUGGUUGCUCGUGUUAAUAACGUAACAACAACUACAAUAUUGAUGAUCCUGAACUUUAUAACAUUAGUUCAUGCUGCAUCAAAAGUGCCUUGCUAUUUCAUUUUUGGGGAUUCAUUACUUGAUAAUGGCAAUAAUAACAACCUAAAUACAGAAGCAAAGGCUAAUUAUCCACCUUAUGGCAUCGAUUUCCCGAAUGGACCUACUGGACGAUUCACAAAUGGCCGCAAUAUGGCUGAUAUCCUUGGGAAACUGCUAGGGUUUGAUGACUACAUUCCACCUUUUGCAAGCGCAACUGGUAGGAAAAUCUUGCAAGGUGUAAAUUAUGCCUCUGGUUCGGCGGGAAUUCGUAACGAGACCGGAAAUCAUCUCGGCAAUCGAAUUUUUUUGGAUUUGCAACUUCAAAACCAUCAAAACACAAUUUCACGCAUGGUUGAUUUAGUGGGAAAUAGAGUUGCAACCAACUCACACUUGAACAAAUGUUUGUACAUUGUUGGAAUAGGCAGCAAUGACUACAUCAACAACUACCUUGUGCCCAAACAUUACCCAACUAAUAGUUUGUACACACCAAGUCAAUAUGCAACACUAUUGGUACAACAAUAUGCUCAACAACUUAAGACUUUAUAUGGAGAUGGAGCAAGGAAAAUAGCCCUGUUUGGAUUACCCCAAAUAGGUUGCAUUCCACAAGAGUUACAAAAACACAAUACAAGAAAGUGUGUGGAUUCAACAAAUGAGGCAAUUCAACUAUUCAAUGAGAAGCUCAAGUCUCUUGUAACUGAUCUAAAUACCAACUUCCCACAAGCAAAAUUCACGUAUAUAAACAUGUACAGCAUUUCAUCAAUCAUGGGUACUCUUAGUUUCUUGAAUUAUCCAUGCUGCAAUGUUUCGAAAACAAUUGCUGAAGGGCAAUGUGUUUCUGGACAAGCUCCAUGCCACCUCAGGGCAGCACAUAUGUUCUGGGAUAAUUUUCAUCCUACAGAGAAUGGAAAUUUAAUUGCUAUUAUGAGAGCAUACAAUGCUUUUCUACCUUCAGAUACUUAUCCUGUGGAUAUUAGUCAUUUGAUUCAAAGUGGAGAAGAGCUGAUCUGAACUUUAUUUUUAGGAAAAAUAGUUUUAUAGUUUAGUCCUUAGUAGUCUAUCGGAAAUAGCUAGCCUCUCUAGUUUCUACAUUCACAAGAUAGGAGUAAGGUUGCGUGUACAUCACCCUCUCGUGGAAUUGCACUGGGUGUGUUGCUGUUUUGUUUUUUCGAUUCUGUUGAAGGUUGUACUGAUCUGUAUGUAAAAAAGAGUUGUUCUCCCAUUUUAGGAUAUGACUAAUGGAAAGUCCAAAAUGGUGUGUAAUUUCAAUUAUCUGGGGAAUUUUAGUAGCUAAGUUAGUUGACCACCUGAACUUUCACCUUAUUGGUGAAGGUUAUAUUCCCCACCUUGUAAUCUUCUCCCCCAUUUUCCCAUCACUCUGAGAUUAUUGCAGACAUACUUGCAGAAGAAAUAAGUUCCUCCGGUCAUUCAUGGCUUUCGUUGUGUAAGAGGAAAGCCCGGAAGAGAAAAUACCCUGAUUUCAAUCAUUUGCACCAGAAAAGAGCUCAGGCCCGGAAGUCACGGAGCUCUCUUCUCUUUCAACGGCAUCAGCCACCAAUCAGGCCCGUACUGUCUUUAUAAUUCGGGAGAGCAGAGAUAAGAUAACGUGGUGAAUGACGCAAAGGGAAGGAACCAUCACGUCCUAUUGAGCGAUGCAAGUUGUUGACUAGGAGGAUUGGAAAAAAAUUGAAACUUCCAUGGCCAUGGUUAACAAACCAUUUGAGGAAGAAUGAUCUUUCCAAACAAUAUCAGUCCUCCCUAGUUAAAUAAGACCGAGAAUUACGGAAAGGUUACCAGCCCUGUAG